Messenger RNA from Chilo suppressalis (striped riceborer), 2530 nucleotides. Lineage: Eukaryota; Metazoa; Arthropoda; Insecta; Lepidoptera; Crambidae. The record is from the annotation of a GenBank genome assembly.
GUGGUCGCGCGCGGCUCGUGUCAUCUCCGCGGACCGCCGUUGUAAGCAGCGCGUCACCGUUACCGUACGCGCGUAACAUAUCUGUGAUUUGUGUCGUGAUAUAUUAUAUUAUAAAGUUAUUGUGAUUUUGAGAUUGGGCGCAGCGUUUAUUAUUUGAAGAAAAAUGAUACGUUCACCUAAUGAAUGUCCGUGUCCUAUAAAAGAAGUCGGGCCGUCAAUGAUCGGCGCUUGUCCAAGUCAAUUCAUGUUGUUCAUGACAAUCUUGGAAGCCUACAUCAAUGGGAGAUGCGACCUGGCUGAUCCAUGCAACAGAAUAACUGACGCGCAGAAAUUGGAAGAGGAAUACGAUUUCGUUGUAGCUGGUGGUGGCACCGCUGGCUCGGUGGUUGCGGCCAGACUGUCAGAAAACCCACAAUGGAAGGUAUUGUUAAUAGAAGCAGGAGGAGAUGAACCGACUCAGUCGUCCGUGCCUGCUUGGGUCACAGCCUACUGGAACCGGGAUGAUACUGACUGGAUGUACCAUACCGAGCCGCAGGAGAAGGCCUGCUUACACGACGGCGGGAAAUGCUCGUGGGCCAGGGCGAAAAUGUUAGGGGGCUGUUCCGUUAUUAACGGCAUGAUGUACAUGCGAGGCCACGCCGCCGACUACGACGGCUGGGCGAUCAACGGCGCCAAGGGUUGGUCCUGGUUCGACGUGAUGCCAUACUUCCUGAAGAGCGAGGAUAACAAGGAGAUCGGCAACGGCAUCUCCAGCCAGUACCAUUCAACCGGUGGGCCUAUACCAGUGCAGAAGUUCCCUUACGCGCCUCAAUACGCACACGACGUGGUGUCAGCUGCCAUAGAGCUAGGCUACCCACCGACUACUGACCUCAACGGAGACACGAUCACCGGUUUCACUAUCGCUCAAACACAAAAUGACAAAGGCUCCCGGUUUAGUACAGCACGGGCGUACUUACGUCCAGCUGCCCAUCGUAAGAACUUGCACGUGCUCCUGAACUCUCACGUCACUAAAGUCAUCGUUAACCCUGUGACCAAGAAGGUGACUGACGUGGAAUACAUCAAGGACGGACAAACUGAAACUGUGGGCGUUACCAAAGAGGCUAUAAUUUCCGGUGGCACCAUCAAUACGCCCCAGAUUCUGAUGCUCUCAGGAAUUGGACCUAAGGAAACCCUGGAUAGGUUCAACAUACCAGUGAUCAACAAUCUCCCAGGUGUUGGCCAAAACCUGCAAAACCAUGUCGGGGUGCAUUUAAGCUUCACAUUGACGAAGGAACCUGAAGUACCGGAGCUGAACUGGGCUACGGCUAUGGAUUAUAUGCUGGAGAGAGAUGGUCCUUUAUCUGCUACUGGGCUUUCACAGCUUACUGGAAUCGUGAACUCCCGAUACGCACCAGCGGGAGGAAGACAACCCGAUGUUCAAUUCUUCUUCGGAGGAUACUACGCAUCAUGCAGUACGGGAGAUAUACAUGAAGCUAAUGCUGAGAGCGAGGAAAAGAGAGAAGUGGAAAUCUCAGCCAUAUCGCUGCAGCCGCGCAGCCGCGGGUACGUCAGCAUUCAGUCGGUGGACCCGCUGCAGCCGCCGGUGAUGCAGCCCAACUACUUCCUUGACGAGCACGAGCUGAACGUCAUCAUCGACGCCGCUAAAAUCGCUUACAAGCUCGCCAAUACAACGAUAAUGCGCGAGAAAUACGGCAUGGUACCCACACCCGGGUACGGGGAGGAGUGCGGUAACAACUCAGACAGUCCCCCGGACGACUUCUUUAAGUGCCUCGCUAUGUACUUCACGGCACCAGAGAACCACCAAGUGGGCACGUGCAAGAUGGGGCCGGACUCCGACCCUAUGGCGGUCGUGGAUAUGCAGCUUAAGGUGCAUGGGAUUGAGGGUCUAAGAGUUGCUGAUGCAUCCAUCAUGCCCAACAUUGUAACCAGCAACACGGCAGCGCCCACAGUAAUGAUAGCGGAGCGGGCUGCCGAAUUCAUCGUGACCAGGUACCAGCAGUCGAAGCGGGGACAGGAAGGGGAACUCGGCAAUAGGUUCGGCGAGGACAACGCCAGUCAAGCCAGUAACGAAGGAGAUAGAUGGAACAACUACGAUGAUGACGGUAGCAACGAAGCCAAACUGACGGACCACAGAUGGAAGCCCUGGCACAAGGACUGGCCUCACUGGCACAAGGGCCACGGCCACGAUAUCGACUGGCAUACCAAACACAAUGUGCCUCUACAGUCUCAAUAUUCCAAUUAAUAGUUUAAGACUGACUUAACUUUUGUAUUAUUAGCGUAAGUUUGUUUAGAUUUUAAGCUGUCAAUAAAAAAAGUGAAGAUGAAAGAUGGUAAGUUUUAUUUUUUUAUCGCCUACUCUGUCCCCACUCUGGGGGCACAGGCAUUCCUAUGGAUGGAAUAGGGAGAAUAGGUGGAAUACCCACCACAUUAUUAAUUCGUUUUGAAUAAAUAGACUUUAAAAAAACAUGUCAUUAUUAGAAAAAUAUAAUUAUAAAAAUAACAAACUCAUAGAUAAUUAUUUAUUUCUUUU